ACUAGCUUUUCAAGCUGUGCUGUACUACAUUUGGCUCUUACACUCUUACACAUUUGUGUUUGCAAAGCAGCUGGAUCCACAUCUCUGCACAAACCCUCAACAAUGCUUAAGAGAGAAGUCAAGCCAUACUGGAAUCUGUCUGUCAAAAUUUUACAUGCGAAGAUCCAUCGGUCUUAUGACUACGUGUCUGCAUCUGACUGCUAUGUGAUCCUCAACUUACCCACAGCAUCGGUCCUUACAAAUCGCACCAAGACUAUCCCAAAUAGCGACAAUCCUGAAUGGAACGAAACAUUUAAAUUCAGGAUCCACAGCAGUGUCAAGAACAUUCUGGAGAUCUUGCUCUAUGAUGAUGACCUAUUUAUAAGAGAUGACCAGUGUGCCACUAUCUUUUUUGACAUCAACAACCUUACACCUGGGAAAAAGGAGACCAAAUGCUUUAUUGUAAAUGAUUCGACCAAGGAUGAACUGUGGGUAGAGUUUGAGGUCACUAAGAGCUCUGAGACACCAAGGCCAUGUGUAUCUAAUGGAGUAUUGGUGGCAGGUCCUUUUUGUGAGCUGAAUGUGGAGAUAGACAAGCUUCUCAAUGAGUCUGAAGCAACGCAGAACAUGGUGUUAAAACUUAAAGGAGCCUACAAAGAGAACUUUGUGAUCUCAAAUUCUGAGGAAAGCUCCAGCUUCCUGAAAACAUUACGUUACUACAUCAACCGAGACCUGGAAACUGAACUUAAUCUGACCUCUGAGACUGUUGUCAGCACAGAAAAAGCUGGGACAGUAGUAGUUGAUGCUGUUGUUCCAAACCAUGUAGACACUGAAUUUACUUCUUUCCCUUUAAAACCACCACCGGACAAACACCAGCUUACUGUCUCUUUGCCUCUAGGAGUGAAUAAAGUUGAUCUGCAACUGAAAACAGAUGAUCGCUCUGAUAAAGAGCUGGAUGUGCGUCUGGAUUUUGAUAUCCCAGAGGAGGAAAAGAAUUUUCUGGUGAAGAGAAGAAAAGUCGUGUCACAAGCUCUACAGAAAGCUCUGAAUCUCAGCUCUGCACCUGAGCCCAGCGAGGUCCCUUUGAUGGCUGUGGUGUGUUCUGGGGGCGGGAGCAGAGCAUUGACAUGCACGUAUGGUAGCCUUCAAGGUCUUCGGAAGAUCCAACUUCUUGAUGCAGUCAGCCACAUCACAGGGGUUUCAGGUGCCACUUGGGCUUUAACCUCUCUUUAUGAAGACCCUAACUGGUCACAGGGUGGCCUUGAUAAGUCUAUGGAGUCUGUAAAGAAGGAAAUCUCUAAAAAGGUGCUCAGUAUGUUUUCCCUGCAGCAACUACGGGAAUACAAAGAGAAUGUUGAAGAGCGAGAGAAAGAAGGACACCUUGUGUCUCUUAUCGAUAUGUGGGGUCUGGCUUUAGAGUAUCUUUUCCAAGGAAAGAAACGCAUGGGUACACUAUCUGAAAUGCAGAGGACAGUGUCCGACGGCCAGAACCCUCUACCAAUCUUCACAGCUGUCAACCUGAAAAAUGGCAAGACAGAAAGUAUAGUAGAUGCAGAAUGGUGUGAGUUCACCCCAUAUGAGGUUGGGAUUCCCAAAUACGGUGCCUUUAUACCUGCACAAAACUUCGGGAGUGAAUAUUAUCUUGGUCACAUGGUCAAGAAACUUCCUGAGACAAGGUUGUCCUUUCUUGUGGGAAUGUGGAGCAGCAUUUUCUCUGUAAAUCUGACUGAGAUCUGGGGUCUUGCCACAGGAGUCGCCCCCUCCUGGACCCCUUGGUUUGGUAAAGCAGUAAACACAGAGACUGAUAGUAAACCAACAGCACUUGGGACAUACCUGAUCAGUCCUGUGACUGACAUUGCUAAAAUUCUGUGUGGCUUUAUGACCAGCCGCCCAAUUGUCAGCCAGAUGUACAACUUCCUGAGAGGCUUCAACCUGCACAGAAACUACAAUAAGAACACGGGCUUCAUCUCAUGGAAAGACACACACCCAGAUGCCUUUCCCAACACUCUGACACCAACUGAUCCUGUGCUGAGUUUAGUAGAUGCUGGAUUUGCCUUAAAUUCAGGAUUCCCUCCUGUGGUUCGCUCUCACAGACAUGCGGAAGUUAUUCUGUCUCUAAACUACUCCUGGGAACUGGAUCAGUUUAAGGUCAUAAAGCAAACUCAGGAGUACUGCACUGAUCGCAAGAUUCCAUUUCCGAAGAUCGAUUUCGAGAAAGUGGAGUCAGAGCCACUGAAAGAAGUCUAUGUGUUUGAGGAUAAAGAGAAUCCAGAAGCUCCCAUAGUGCUUCACUUUCCCAUGGUCAAUGUCUCAUUCAAACAGUUCAAAGCACCUGGAGUGAAGAGAGAAAGCGAGAAGGAGCGGAAGGAGGGAGCCGUUGAUGUUGAGUAUAACAGUACCUCCUCUCCAUAUCUUACUCAAAACCUGACUUACACACCGGAGGACUUCCAGAAGCUUAUCAACCUCGCGUCCUACAACAUCCAAAACAACAGAGAUGUCAUUUUGAAUGCACUAAAGAAAGCACUUAACCGAAACAGAGAAAGACAGUUGAAGGAGGUGGCAGUAGGAAAGGCCAGUGCAGGCUCUAGACCAAAACCAGAAUCGCAUAAAAGAAAGAAAAAGGCACGAUGAUCUGCAACAGUGUACAGUGCAUUUUAGAACAGAAAGUCUUUCUUCUGCAUAUUUUUUUUUUAUGUUUGUGCAGUAGUCUUAUCUUUUGUCAAUCAUAUUAUGAAAUGAAAAAUAGUUUGCAAUGAUAUACUUACAAAAACAAUGAUAUACUUACAUAUUACUGUAUCUUAUUAUCUACUGUAUUACAUCUACUGUACAUCUCUUUGUCCCAACACAUGCCAGCCAACCCAACAAUCUGUAGUGUACAAAAUGAUUCAUUUCUAAACGGCUAAUCACAGAACUGACAGAACACUCAGGAUUUUAACAAUACUGGGUAGUGAAGACAUACUAAGGUGUUCCACACACAAAAUAUGUUGCAAGUUCUUUUGGCCAAUCUGACUCAUUUACUGGAUAGACUGAAGUUUAUGGCUUUUUUGUUGUUGUUGUUACUGUGAUUCCCUAUUGUUUCACUAUAUGUGUCGUUGGGGUGUGCCAUACAGUAGUUAUACAUUGCAUGUCAUCACCAAAGAGUUUCAGUAACACUGUAGAAUGGAUUAGAAGCCGUCUUUGCAGGGGCAUGGACGAAUGUCACAAACAAAACAGAGCUGUGGGAAGGGAGCGAGGCCGGUAGCAUGAGCAUGCCACACCGGUCUCAAGUCUCUCAGAGGAGCUCUGGAAGGACAAAAGGAGGAGUGGGGACAGUGCAAGACAAGAGAGGAUUUUUAUUGUGUUUCAUUAUGUUUAUAUGCUUUUGUUUUGUUGUUUAUUUUAUGAUUAAAAUUGUAUGUUGAAAGA
Molecule: messenger RNA, 3384 nt
Organism: Pimephales promelas (fathead minnow)
Lineage: Eukaryota; Metazoa; Chordata; Actinopteri; Cypriniformes; Leuciscidae
Gene: pla2g4f.1
Product: phospholipase A2, group IVF, tandem duplicate 1
Biological process (GO): glycerophospholipid catabolic process
Cellular component (GO): cytosol
Molecular function (GO): calcium ion binding; calcium-dependent phospholipid binding
Source: RefSeq, a predicted model, not a curated record